Medicago truncatula (barrel medic) is the source of this 777-nucleotide messenger RNA. Its product is annotated as protein argonaute 2. The transcript is spliced from 2 exons. NCBI's taxonomy places the organism in Eukaryota, Viridiplantae, Streptophyta, Magnoliopsida, Fabales, Fabaceae. The record is from RefSeq and is a predicted model, not a curated record. The coding region runs from base 80 to 490 and encodes 136 amino acids.
UUGUCUUGUUUCAUGAUCACUAUAAAUAAUGCUAAUUGAAUUCAGAUUUCACUACAAUUAAACUCUUGGUAAGUCAAGAAUGAAAACUAAACCUUUAAUCUUCGUGUUCUUUGUUUGCUCACUAAUUAUCAUCACUGUUGUGGCAAUCGAUUCAUCGAAAGUCGGUGAAACGGAAAACUCCCAAGCAAAUUUUGGGGUAGAAAGAGUUGAAGGUGGACACAAUGGAGACCAUGAGGGAGGAAAUGUUGAUGGAUUUUUGGGAAAAGUGAUAAAUUGGCUAGAAGAUAGAGGAAUUUUGGGAGAAGGAAGAAAAAGAGAAGCUAGAAGAAAAGGAAGAGGACGAAAUGAAGCCGGUUUGGGAGGAGGGACUGAAUACAGUUCGGGAAGAGGACAAAACUAUGGACGUGGAGGAGGAGGAGGAGGAAACGAAGAAGUUUGGGAAGGAGGAGUACAUAAAGGAGAAGAAAAUGAAGAACCUGGUUUGGGAUAAGGAGAAGGAAGAGCAAAAAAAUAAAAUAUAUGGAGGGCUCAUGGAACAUCAAUGAAAACAAAAAAUUAAGUGUGAAUUUUAGUCGAUAUGUCUAAGAAAAGCAUGCACUUUAUCUUAAUUCAUGUUAUUUAAUAAUAUAACCGUUUAAUCCACUUGAAUUGAUAUGGUGUUAAUUUAGGACCUUGGAGUGUUGUUUUCAUGGUCUCAGUUCGAUUUUCCCUAUGCCAAUUUUGGUAGAAUAUUUUGGUUUCUUAAAAAAAAAUAUCACCAUUUUUCCCUUGAAUUAA